CGUUCUGCCAUGAACGUUCCGGUUAUGCGGAAUGAAAAUAUCUGGUUUUUAAUUGCUCUUUCUUUUUGCCUGAACACACCAUACAUUUCUUUUUUCUUUUUUUUCAUACAGUGCAGAUAUUUUUUCCCCUAUAAAACAGAUGCAUACACCUGAAGCUUUUAUGCAUUAAGUCACCCUGUGAGCCACCAUGCGGAUGGGUAGUAUUACCGAGCAAUGACUGCCUCACUGAUCACUUUAAAUAUUUAUAAAGUGAAGCGUUCAGUUUGUUUGUUUGUUUGUUAAUAAUGGUUGUACUUCUGAGAAAUCUGCAAAACGUUGUUCCGAUUCGUCGUGCCAGGCUGCGAAAAGAUGUGGAGAUGCUGAAACGCAUUUUGGGCGUUCAGAGGUUUGACAUGGGCAUCGUGUGUGUGGACAACCGCAAAAUCCAACACAUCAACAACAUCUACAGGAGAAAGAACAUGCCUACAGAUGUGCUUUCAUUCCCUUUUUAUGAGGACCUGAGACCAGGGAAGCUCCCAUGCGCCCUUCACAGAGAUGAGUAUAAUCUAGGAGAUAUUUUCUUGGGAGUAGAAUAUGUAAUGCAACAGUGUCAAAAAAGAUCCUGGGAUUUCUAUGGAACCCUCACAGUAGUUACUGCACAUGGAAUCUGUCACUUGCUUGGGUACCGACAUGAGACUGAGGAGGAGUGGGAUGAGAUGUUUCAGAAAGAAAAUUACAUCCUGAGCGAGUUCAACAGACUAACCGGCAGUCAUCUUGAGCCUUUAACAAAGAGAUGCACAGGAGACGGGUGACACUGGAAAAAUGACACUGAGGACACUGGACUUUAAAGCAAUGAAUAAGACAAUCGCCUCCAUUGAACUUGCUGUGCUACUAAAACUGACUUAGUUAACAUUAAAACAAUUGUGAAUUCCAUUUAUAAAUAAAUUUUAUUUUUAAAAUGCA
Molecule: messenger RNA, 942 nt
Organism: Hemibagrus wyckioides
Lineage: Eukaryota; Metazoa; Chordata; Actinopteri; Siluriformes; Bagridae
Gene: ybey
Product: ybeY metalloendoribonuclease
Exons: 4
Coding region: 285-791 (168 amino acids)
Biological process (GO): rRNA processing
Molecular function (GO): metalloendopeptidase activity
Source: RefSeq, a predicted model, not a curated record